This is a messenger RNA of Fomitopsis serialis, 1290 nucleotides long. RefSeq lists its product as uncharacterized. The transcript has 11 exons. The record is from RefSeq and is a predicted model, not a curated record. Lineage: Eukaryota; Fungi; Basidiomycota; Agaricomycetes; Polyporales; Fomitopsidaceae. The coding region runs from base 1 to 1290 and encodes 429 amino acids.
AUGCCCCGAGCGAGCCCCACCAAGGCGAGCGCGAAGCCCGCAAGGAGUACAGGUCGGAAGGCCGCUGCUCCGGGCGGAGAGGCUUCACCCGCGAAGACAAGCAGGAAGAGUGGAACCCGCGGAUCCGGCAGGAAGGGGAAGGGGGUGGCCAGCGACCCCGAGGAAGGUCAUGAGGGGCCUCGCGAUGGUGCCGCGGAUGACGACGGGGGGUCGGAGGAGGAGUAUGGGGAGGAAGAGGAGGUCGAGGCCGUCUUGGACAGUGACGCGUUGGAUGACUCUCCGGACGAGCUGCCUGUGGUCGGGCGAAGCGGAAACGCGAGUCGGCGCGAAGAGGACGCGGAAGCGCGCGUCGGUGGCGAAGAAGGUCACGCCGAAGAAGGGAUCACCAAGGAAGAUCUCACCGAAGAAGCGGAAGCAGGAGGAGAGCGGGACGAGGAUGCGGACGACGGACUGGACCUGAAGGACGGCCAGGAGGUCGUCGGUGUGGUUGUACAGGCGCCGAAGACUGGGCGAGUCCCGCCAGGCCGGAUAUCCAAGAACACGCUAAACUUCCUGACCGAGCUCAAGAACCCAGAGUGUAACGAUCGCGAGUGGUUCAAGCUACACGAGCCCGUCUACCGUCUCGCGGAGAAAGAGUUCAAGGACUUCAUCGACGCGUUCACGCCCCUGCUCAUCGAGGUCGACUCCCAGAUCCCGCACCUGCCACCAAAGGACGUAAUCCACCGCAUUUACCGCGACAUUCGCUUCAGCAAUGACAAGACGCCGUACAAGACCGGGUUCUCUGCCAGCUUUUCGAGGAGCGGGCGGAAGGGCAUCUUCGCCCACUUCAAGCCAGGUGGUGAAAGCCUGAUCGCGGCAGGGGCAUGGCAGCCAGGCAAGAACGAGCUCGCGACGAUUAGGAACAACAUCAUCCGCUCACCUAGGCGUCUGCGCAACAUCAUCUCCGCGCGUGACUUUGUGCGCUACUUCGGGGACCCGAAACCAGACGCGAAGGGCGGGCGCAGCAGUAUCUUUGGGCGGGAAGACGAACUGAAGAAUGCACCCAAGGGCGUGGCGAAGGACCAUCCGGAUAUUGACUUGCUCAAGUGCCGGUCGUUCGCUGUAGUGCACUGCUUCCUGGACAGCGAGGUGUUAGCACCUGGUUUUAAGGAGUCACUCUGCAAGAUCGUGCAGGUCGUCAAGCCGUUCGUGCAUUGUCUCAACGACAUGAUGACGAUUCAGGAUCAAGAUAGCUCCGACGACGACGAUGAAGAGGAAGGCGAAGGUGAUGACGAUGAGGAAGGCGAGUGA